AUUCUCAGCUGACGAAGCACGUGAUCUGAUUCAACGUUAUCUCACCGAACAUCCGGAUCCGAACAAUGAGAAUAUUGUCGGUUAUAACAACAAGAAGUGCUGGCCUCGAGAUGCACGAAUGCGUUUGAUGAAACACGAUGUGAAUCUGGGACGUGCCGUCUUCUGGGAUAUCAAGAAUCGUUUACCGCGUUCGGUGACCACUGUCGAAUGGGAGAAUUCAUUUGUGUCGGUGUACAGCAAAGACAAUCCGAAUUUGUUGUUCGAUAUGUGUGGCUUUGAGUGCAGAAUCCUGCCCAAGUGCCGUAUGGCCGCUGAGGAGUUGACGCAUCGUGACGGUGUGUGGAAUCUGCAGAAUGAGGUCACUAAAGAGCGUACUGCCCAGUGUUUCUUGAAGGUCGACGAAGAGUCACUGUUGAAAUUCCACAAUCGAAUCCGUCAGAUUUUGAUGUCCUCCGGUUCAACCACAUUCACAAAGAUUGUCAACAAAUGGAAUACGGCUCUCAUUGGCUUAAUGACAUAUUUCCGUGAGGCGGUCGUCAACACGCAAGAACUGCUGGAUUUGUUGGUGAAAUGUGAGAACAAAAUACAGACUCGUAUCAAGAUCGGUUUGAAUUCGAAAAUGCCAGCCAGAUUCCCACCGGUUGUCUUCUACACGCCAAAAGAGAUCGGUGGUUUGGGUAUGCUUUCGAUGGGUCAUGUGCUCAUACCGCAAUCGGAUUUACGAUGGAUGAAACAAACCGAAGCGGGUGGUGUGACA
Anisakis simplex (herring worm) is the source of this 757-nucleotide messenger RNA. Lineage: Eukaryota; Metazoa; Nematoda; Chromadorea; Rhabditida; Anisakidae. The record is from the annotation of a GenBank genome assembly.